Molecule: messenger RNA, 1737 nt
Organism: Oreochromis niloticus (Nile tilapia)
Lineage: Eukaryota; Metazoa; Chordata; Actinopteri; Cichliformes; Cichlidae
Gene: pold3
Product: polymerase (DNA-directed), delta 3, accessory subunit
Exons: 12
Coding region: 102-1445 (447 amino acids)
Biological process (GO): DNA replication; nucleotide-excision repair, DNA gap filling; DNA strand elongation involved in DNA replication
Cellular component (GO): delta DNA polymerase complex; nucleus
Molecular function (GO): DNA-directed DNA polymerase activity
Source: RefSeq, a predicted model, not a curated record
ACGGGCGGACACGUGACAUGCAACAGGAAGUAAAUAAACUGCUUUCCCGCGCAGUUAAAUUGGAACAGCAAGUCGUCUGCUUUCAAGGAGAAUAAACCAAAAUGGAUGAGCUUUAUUUGGAUAAUAUUGACGAAUACGUCAAUGACCAUAAUAAAAUAGUAACCUAUAAAUGGCUGAGUCUCACUCUUGGAGUUCAUGUCAACACAGCAAAACAAAUGCUCUACCACUACCUGGAUCACAAGAGGAAGGAGAGUUCAGCUCAGCUGCAUGCCACCUACCUUGUGUCAGGGAAAUUUGUGGACAACGGUCAAACGAGUCACAAGGUGUCUGUUGUGAGAGAGGAGCAGCUGGAAGACUUCAAAGCCAAGAUGAGCUUGGUAGUCAGCGUGCACGUCUACAGCGUCCAGAAAGCGUUGCUUAAAGACAGCGGCCCACUUUACGCUGUGGACUACGACGCUGUGAAAGACAAUCUUAAAAACUGCAGCAGAUACAGCGCGAUCCGCUGUGCCAGCGCAGUGCCCAUGUCUUCUGUGGAGCUGCAGCAGGCGAGGGAAGUUCAGCAAGCUCCUACACCUGAGCCUGAAAACAAAAAGGCUGGCAUGAAUGGAGACACCAGCCCAGUUUUAAAAUCAUCCGCCAAGCCUCCAAAAGGCAUCAUGGGAAUGUUUGCUAACAAAUCUGCUCCUAAGAGUCAGGAUAACAGCAAAGAGAUGAAGCCUGAAAAGAAAGAGGAUGCACAUGAUAUCGAAGCACCCAAAAGCAAACCGGUCGCAAAAGUCAAUCCAGUGGCAAACUUCUUUGGGACUCAAACAUCAAAGAAGCCGGAGAAAACCGUGAAGGAGGAGGAAGCACCUCAGUCAUCUUCCAGAGCAGCGCAGCAGCAUGAAAGGUCAAAACCAGAGGAAAAGCAAGAAACCGUUGCUCCAGUGGAGCCACAAAAAGACACAAAGAAAGACUCCAGAAGCAAAACUAAGCGGCUAGAAGAUUCUGACGGUGAAGAGGAGAAGAUGGAGAAGAAAAAGAGGAGGAGGAUCAAGAAACCAGAGCCAGACAGCAGUGAUGAAGAUGUUAUUCCAGACUCUCCACAGCCAGUCGUGACAAGAGAACCAUCAUCACCAAGUCCUAAAAAGGAGGUUGAACCUGAUAGACAUUCUCAUCCGAGCAGCUCUGAAAUGAAAAUAAGGAAGAGAAGACGAGUCAUGAAGUCUCAUACCUUUGUGGACGAUGAUGGAUGCAUGGUGACAGAAAAAGGCUACGUGAGUGAAUCUUACUCUGAAUCCGAAGAUGAUUUUAAACCCUCCAAACAAGCUUCAAGAGAUCCCAUUAAAGCAAAACCAUCAUCAAGUAGCAAAGAGGAUGAGAAGAAAACUCAAAAGAAAGCAUCAGCAAACUCAAAUAAGGGAACUAAACAAGCUUCCAUAAUGGGAUUUUUCCAGAAGAAGUAACAGAUGGUGAUGGAUGCUUUCAGUAGCACUAAGGACAAACAAGCACUGCUGUAGACUUGCUGUAAUGACACUGUAGCGUAUCUGAAAUCAGCUGGAACAAGUCAGAACACUUGACAAAUGGACUUCAAUACAUGGACAUUAAAAAUUACAUUUUAGUUUCUCCAUUUUAUGAAUACACGUCCAACUCAAUAAACAUUAAAAAAUUAAAUGUGUGUUUUCACUUUCAGAAAUGUAAAACCAUCACAAGCCUGAAAAUCUGAACGCAUUAACCAAACCACCACAUUUUAAUGGA